GUGCCGCGCGCGCAGCAGCCUCAGGGCCGGCGGCGGGAGCGGCGGCCCCGGUGCGAGGCCUCGGUCCGCCCGUCCGCAGCCCCGCUGUCCCCGCUCCGCGCUCCCCCGGCCGAGCCUCCCCACGUCCCUCCCGCUCGCUGCCUCCCCUCUUGGCCGAGAGCCGAGCCCGGCGCGCGGUACACGCGACGCCGCUGCGCCCCAGGUGAGGGAGCGGGGGAAGGAGAGAGCGAGCGGGGAGCACUCGCUCCCCCUCCCUCCUCAGCGCCUCCCCGCCGCCGAACCCCGUCGCUCCCUGCUUCACUUCUCGCGGCGGAGCCAAACAGCCCCUUCCCAAGAUGGGCUGCACGCUGAGCGCCGAGGACAAGGCGGCGGUGGAGAGGAGCAAGAUGAUCGACAGGAACCUGCGGGAGGACGGCGAGAAGGCGGCCAGGGAAGUGAAGCUGCUCCUCUUAGGAGCUGGUGAAUCGGGGAAAAGCACAAUUGUCAAGCAGAUGAAGAUUAUCCAUGAAGCUGGUUAUUCAGAAGAAGAAUGUAAACAGUACAAAGCUGUUGUCUACAGUAACACCAUUCAGUCCAUUAUUGCUAUCAUUAGAGCAAUGGGGAGGUUGAAGAUAGACUUUGGUGAUCCAGUCAGGGCUGAUGAUGCUCGUCAGCUCUUUGUGUUGGCUGGAGCAGCAGAAGAAGGAUUUAUGACUUCAGAGCUUGCAGGAGUUAUCAAGAGACUGUGGAAGGACACCGGGGUUCAAGCCUGUUUCAACAGAUCUCGAGAAUACCAGCUCAAUGACUCCGCUGCCUAUUACUUGAAUGACUUGGACAGGAUAGCACAAACCAGCUACAUUCCAACUCAACAGGAUGUUCUCAGGACUAGAGUGAAAACUACAGGAAUAGUGGAAACUCACUUUACUUUCAAGGAUCUUCAUUUUAAAAUGUUUGAUGUUGGAGGCCAAAGAUCAGAGCGGAAGAAGUGGAUUCAUUGUUUUGAGGGUGUUACAGCAAUUAUUUUUUGUGUGGCACUGAGUGAUUAUGACUUGGUCUUGGCUGAAGACGAGGAAAUGAAUCGGAUGCAUGAGAGCAUGAAAUUGUUUGACAGUAUUUGCAACAAUAAAUGGUUCACAGACACUUCUAUUAUUCUGUUCCUGAACAAGAAAGAUCUUUUUGAAGAAAAAAUCAAAAGAAGUCCUCUCACUAUUUGCUAUCCUGAAUAUGCAGGGUCAAACACUUAUGAAGAAGCAGCUGCUUACAUUCAGUGUCAGUUUGAAGAUCUGAACAAGAGGAAAGACACAAAAGAAAUCUACACUCACUUCACGUGUGCCACAGACACAAAAAAUGUGCAGUUUGUUUUUGAUGCUGUAACUGAUGUCAUUAUUAAAAAUAACCUUAAGGACUGUGGCCUCUUCUGAGAACAGACAAAAGGUUGUUAAAUGGUAAAUUACAUGCCUGAAAACAGGACUUAAACAUUUGGAAUAUGCCCACGCUGUGUAAAACCUGCAUAGAUAUACUUAAUUCUCUUUUAUUUUAUUUUUAGGUUUGGAGAUAGACUUCGCACAAUUCUAAUCUGAUUCUUUUCAAGGUGAAAGAAGUACAAAAUGCAUUGUGCUCAAUGAUAGAUCAGUACUGUACUUGCCUGUUUUAACAGCUUUAUUUAUGUUUGUCUUGUAAAUUUAAGUAAUUAGUUAACACUGAGAUGUCAGUUGAUUGUAUGUAAACUUACAGUUGUAGUAAUGUAUUUGUAUAAACGUUGAACGGAAUAUUUUAGUAACUUGUUGUCCUCUAAAACAUUCCUCUAAAAUUUCCAUGUUUUAUGAAGAUACUCUUAGAGGAGACAGACACUUUUUGCCUUUGGAUUAUUUAAACAUCUUGUAAAAUUAAAUUUUCUUUUCAUCUUAAGGGUGCAUGCUGCCUUAUUCUUUACUUUUGUUGGUAAUACUGUAUAUGGCGUUAGCUUUUUUGAUAUUUAAACAGCCUCAUAUACCUUCUCAGACUUAAAGAAACAUAACCAAUAAACUUAUUUUUUGCCUUAAGUUUUGAAAAAAAAUCUUUUUAUAAAUUUAGGAUAAAUGCAAAGAUUAUUUUAAAAUUUAAAUGAAAUCCACAGUUAAUGAAAUCCAGGCUUGCAGUCUUUGCAGUGGUAAUGUGGCAACACUGGGAAGUUGUUGUUUGAGGGUCAACUACAACUGAAGCUGAGGGAAAUGCAAAAAGGAAGUUGUUAAAACUAUUCAUAUCAAAAAAAAACUGAUACUGUGGUCUUUACUCAGUGGAUUAAAUGGAAAAGUUACCUUUGGGGUGUUUUAAAUAAACAGCAAAGACUGGAGUUCAGACUAAUGUUUUUUCUGCUUACUUUAAACAUAAAUUCAUGUUCUCCUUAAAUUUUUUGCUAUUUUCUGGUAAUAAAACUAGUUGGAUAACCUAAUAACCAUAGAAAGAUUGUGUUCUCCCACAAGACAAGGGGGCUUCACAGAUUUAAGCAAAUUCCUGUUGCAUAUAGCAAGAAUCUUCAAUGUUUUGGGUAGGGUGUUUUAGUGAGUUAGAAGUGCUGAUUUUUUUAUUUCCUCUUUAAUUAUAGCCUCAGAGUUUCUUAUAAGUUAAAGAUGACUUUCUUCUGGUUAUGCUUUCAUUAUGUGAUUUGCUGUCUUAGGUACCUGUCAUCCAUUGCCUUAGGGAUAGUGCCAAAACUGAUUUUUUUAAUACAGUUUUUAAAAGGAAUAAGCUUCUAAAUGUAAAUAAGUUGAUGGUUGUCUUAAAUGUAUGUUGUCAUCUAGAAAACAAGAACAUACCAAACCUGGAGAUAAAAUUUUCUAUAAUCGUUAAAAUGUUUCAGGCAGCUACAGUACACUGUAAGUUCUUUGAGAAGUAAAUAAGUCUUGGAGCCUGUGGCUAUUUUUCUAUAUUAUCUUAGCAUUUAUGUUCUUAGAAUGUUCAAAAUAUUGAAGUCACUGUUCUGUUGUUUAAAUUUUGAUUGUGUAUGUGUUUAAGUUAGGCCUCUGCUUGAGUAAAACUUAUCUGCCCUUCUCAUUCUUUAAUGCUUUCUUUGUUAGGUACAGAAUUGCUAAGUGCAUUUUAAAUGAAAGAUUAGAAAGGAGAUAAGUUAUUGCUGGAGGUUGUUAAAUAUGUUGAUACAUUAUGAGCUCUUUCAGCAGUUAUGGUCAGCAAUCUGUAUAUCCUGGGCUGCUUUUAAGUGUGCUUUACGGUUUUGGAUAUGAUUUUAAAUCUCACUGAACUACUUUGUGGAAUUGUAUUUACACCUACGUUCCAGCUGGUUUUUGUACUUAAUGUAAAACAAAAAUUGGGAUUAAUCAAACUAAAUAAAUCUAAAUUUUGUGCCUUGCUUGAAAGAAAUGUUUUUCAUUAAAUGUGCUGAUGUAAAUCUUUUUGCAUCCAUUCUGUGGAGGUAACGAGGUAGUAAAAAUGAGAGCAUAGGAAGUCAAGAGUAAAUGUAAAAACUUUGUGCUAGAAA
This is a messenger RNA of Camarhynchus parvulus, 3454 nucleotides long. Its product is annotated as guanine nucleotide-binding protein G(i) subunit alpha-1. Gene Ontology annotation, molecular function: GTP binding; G-protein beta/gamma-subunit complex binding; GTPase activity. Gene Ontology annotation, biological process: adenylate cyclase-modulating G protein-coupled receptor signaling pathway. Gene Ontology annotation, cellular component: heterotrimeric G-protein complex. NCBI's taxonomy places the organism in Eukaryota, Metazoa, Chordata, Aves, Passeriformes, Thraupidae. The record is from RefSeq and is a predicted model, not a curated record. The transcript has 8 exons. The coding region runs from base 336 to 1400 and encodes 354 amino acids.